ACUCAGUUCGAUUUAUUUCAUUAUACUUUUGUGCUUUGGAAAGUGCACUAAUAUCAGGAGAAAACAGACGCCUGACAUGAAUUCACGAUGUUUGCGGUAAAACAUUUAAUUGCUACUGUAAUAAUAGCGAUAACCAUUUCAAAAGUAACGGCAGAAAAGUGCGAAAAAAUUAAAAUAGGCAACGAAUACUACAAGCGACAAUUGAUAGCGACCAUUGAUGGCUACCCAACAGGAAUAGUCAUCGACCCAAGAACGGAACACAUAUUCUUUAUCCUACACAAAAAGAACUACACAAAAGGCAUUUACCUUCUAAGACAUGGAUCGCUGGGAAUCAAGGAACUACCUGUUUCUGAUGAUUUUAUCGGCCAAUGUGUUGGCGUGGAUGCUGUAAACAAUAUCAUUUAUAUAGGAACCAAUCAAGGAUUGCUUACAUACGAUUAUUCUCACUCAGAGAUCACAGCUGAGAGACCAGUAGGAGAUGACGAUGUACGUAGCAUAUUUAUUGACAGAGUUGAUAAUCAAAUGUACAUAACAACUGGAGUAAACCACGAAAUAUUUCGUUUUAUAAACGGAUCAGCCGCUGUUAAAAGAUACGAUAGAAUACCAAAAGCGUACAACUUCGUUUUAGACAACAAAGGUAACGCUUUUUACGAAUACGUUGAUGGUAAACUGUAUUUCUUCUCAUCUGAUUUGUAUGAACCUAUACAGUAUAAAGGAUUUACUAGAGAGUUGAAAUAUGUACUGCGUUUAAGUAUUCAUGAUGAAGCAAUCGUUGCUGUGAAAGGAUCUCUUUUCAGGCUCACAACGAGCAGUAUAUUACCUGUUAAAAUUGGUCAACUUGGUUUCAAAAUUACUGGUAUGGCGUUUGAUCACAGAAAUAAUAUAAUAAUUGGUACUAAGGGUAAGAUUUAUAGGUUUAGGCCCAUUGAUACAAACGAUCCCUGUCCACCUGAUGAUUAUUUUAUGAGCGGCAUUUGAUUUACUUGUAAAAUAAAUGUAUUUGGAUGAAAUGAUGCUGUCUUUGGAUUAAAGAAGUUAUGAUUAAAAACAA
Molecule: messenger RNA, 1051 nt
Organism: Melitaea cinxia (Glanville fritillary)
Lineage: Eukaryota; Metazoa; Arthropoda; Insecta; Lepidoptera; Nymphalidae
Exons: 2
Coding region: 88-978 (296 amino acids)
Molecular function (GO): protein binding
Source: RefSeq, a predicted model, not a curated record